Messenger RNA from Tribolium castaneum (red flour beetle), 1319 nucleotides. RefSeq lists its product as uncharacterized. Lineage: Eukaryota; Metazoa; Arthropoda; Insecta; Coleoptera; Tenebrionidae. The transcript is spliced from 2 exons. Bases 157 to 1221 code for a protein of 354 amino acids. The record is from RefSeq and is a predicted model, not a curated record.
CUUUUUAGUAGCAACAGGUGUUUUGAUCGAUUUGGAACGCUGUGCUUUCAGUGCCCGCUUCGAUUUUGUUUCAACUUGUGUCGGAGUGAGUUUUGCUGUGACAUUAUGGAUUAUAUCUUCAAUUUUGGAUAAUUUUUCAAAUAAUGCCAUCCCAAGAUGCCCCAGGCCACUCUGCUUCUUAGAGAAGAAACCUCUUCAUCUCUGUCCACUUUAGUCGAAAAAUCGCAACACCGCAAACCCCCCCUCCCUUCAUACGACCUCGCCCUCACCCCCACCCACUUCUCCCUUACGCCCCUCCCCCGUCCGGAAACAGACGAAGGCUUCGAAUCGGACACUCUUUCCCUAGUUUCAAGUGAUGGAAGUUACGAAACGAAAACGACCGAAACGGACAGCGCUAACGGUUCGUCAACGUCCGACAGCGACACGGAAACGCCCGAAGCCACACGAGCCCAACACCACAAUCUAGUCGACUGUGUUUGCUACACGGAUGUCAAAGUCCCCGAUGUUUUGAUUUUUAUCAUUAAGAGUGAAACUCUCGUCUUCAAGUUUGACAAUUUGGACGCUUUGACGCGAUUUUAUUCGAAUUUUACCGCCGUUAAGGCUGUGGCCAAUCAGAAGGCUUAUAGCAAAAGUGGCGCCAAAUUCAAUUUGUUGGAACGGACGGACAACAACGGCGUUACGCACAUUGAGAUCACGCCCUUGAGGAAGGUGUGGUCGUCGGCUGAUGAUUUGUUGUCGCCUAGGCGACCAGAGAGGCGCAAGAAAGGGCGGGCGCCGCCCCCUCCCCCCACCACGUCCGAUGUGCUGAGAGGGGAGUAUGUUAGGGUUAAUGUAAGCACGGCCAAAGAUAGGGAUUUUAUUGUUAAAAGUCAACACAAUGAGAAGAAACCGCCGGUUAAGUUGGCGCUGUUCCGCCCGGUUAAAACCGAUUCCCUGAUGAAGCAACGCAGUAGGAGCGAAACGAGGUGUUUCACGCCUAUGGCCUAUAGGUACAUUGAUACGGCCCCCGCCUACUCCCCGAUGGGGAACAGGCUGUUUGGGUUGUCGUCAAAAUUGAGGGAUUUUGGGGAACCGAUCAAAGAGUGCCGGUGGAACAAUAUGGCGGAGUUGGGUUACACGAAAGAGGGAAAUUUAAAAAGUGUGAUUAAGAAGGAGGAAAGUAAGAAGAAGAAUGAGAAGAAAGUUACUUUUAGUGCCUACACAACCGUGCAGGUUGUCUGAAAGAAGGGAUUUUGUACUGAUUUAUUAUUGUACUUGUAUAUUUCUAGCAUAGUUUGUAUAUAUUCUGACUUAAUGUCAAUAAAUAUGUAUAUAAUCUA